Molecule: messenger RNA, 432 nt
Organism: Octodon degus (degu)
Lineage: Eukaryota; Metazoa; Chordata; Mammalia; Rodentia; Octodontidae
Gene: Krtdap
Product: keratinocyte differentiation associated protein
Exons: 6
Coding region: 20-319 (99 amino acids)
Cellular component (GO): extracellular region
Source: RefSeq, a predicted model, not a curated record
GCACCCCAAGCUGGACAUCAUGAAGGUCCCAAUCCUCCCUGCCAUGGCUCUGCUCUCUCUGCUGGCGCUCCACUCUGCCCAGGGGGCAGCCCUGGAGAGGCGUGAGGAAGAAACUACCAUCAGUAACUAUGCAUUAGGAUCAGAGGCCUUUAACAACCAGUUCCUAAAUAUUGGCAAAUGGAAAAAUAAUUUCAACCCUGAAGAAUUCAUGAACUGGCAUGCCCUCAUGGAUUUCAUCAAGAGGUCCUUUCCUUUCUUGAACUGGGAUGCCUUUCCUAAGCUGAAAGGACUGAGGAGUGCAGUUCCUGAUGCCCAGUGACCACUCCCUCCAAGACCCAGGACUGCUGACCUUCACUGGAAGGACCUCACUGAAACAUCUCAUUCCUGUCCCACGUCUUCUAUUUCCUGGUUCAGCAUGCUAAUAAAAACUUU